UGUGAACUGAUAGGCUGAUGCACGAACUCCCGCAAUCUCUUACUUAAUACCCAGCAAUGGUUCAUAAAAUGAUUUCCAUCAAUCUUGGACUUUUGGAGAAAACAGUUGUACUUUUCUCCAUCUGCAUAUUAUUCUAUUCAACACAUGGAGAUGGCAAGCCACUGGGCAAAAGGGCUAUCAAUGAAGUCCAGCUUAUGCACAACCUCGGGGUGCAUAAACAUGCGGAACUGAGGCAAGACUGGCUUCAGAUGAAACUUCGGGAAAUCCACACGGCCUCAGAGAAGAACAACGAAGGGAAAACAGGACUUCUUUCAGAUAUCAUUCCCAAUCUGAAGGAUCUAAAUCCAAGGGAAGCAGAAGAUAUCAUUGCAGUUUUGGAAAAACUUAUGAACCCGUCGUAAAAACAGAAUUUGAUUCAUGUGAACUCAGGGACUGAAGUCAAGCCAUUCUUUUCAGCCUUAAUUCUAUUAACAAUAUUUAUUUUUUUUCUAUACAAAAUGUAUUUAUAUUUUUUAUGUAGUUUCCAUCAUUUUUAGCGGCUAAGCCGUGACAGCUCAAAGCUCUUUUAUGUAUUUAUUCGUUAUUUGAUCGUAACAUAGGCUAGAUCUAUUAACUGAACCCAGAAAAAAGUAAAGGAGCAGUCGGACCAAAUGUUUUUUUUUUUUUUAAGAAAAAAA
Molecule: messenger RNA, 677 nt
Organism: Sinocyclocheilus rhinocerous
Lineage: Eukaryota; Metazoa; Chordata; Actinopteri; Cypriniformes; Cyprinidae
Gene: pth1a
Product: parathyroid hormone 1a
Exons: 3
Coding region: 57-401 (114 amino acids)
Biological process (GO): intracellular calcium ion homeostasis
Cellular component (GO): extracellular region
Molecular function (GO): hormone activity
Source: RefSeq, a predicted model, not a curated record